CUCUCCGUGGACCCUCCCACUAGCAGAAGAGUGACACGCCAUUCAAUCCCUGCCUGGCCCUUUGCUCGUAGGAAGCAGGAGGGAGCUUUGAUCGUUGUCGUACAGAAAGAUUAUAUUAAUAUCUGAUACAAACCGACGACAUCUGUGCUGCGUAAAGCAAAAGUUAGUCCGAAUCUUGUCGACAUGGGGAUCCGAAAAAAGACAAACAAGAAUCCGCCGGUGCUGAGCCAUGAGUUUGUCAUCCAGAACCAUGCAGAUAUUGUUUCCUGUGUUGCUAUGGUGUUCCUUCUCGGGCUGAUGUUCGAGGUCACCUCAAAGUUUGCAGUGUUAUUCAUAACUGUCCAGUACAAUGUCACCAUAUCAACACAUGGCCCAGAGGAGACGGCCGUAAACCACUUCCACCAUGGCAUCAAGGACUUGGCCACUAUCUUCUUCUACAUGCUGGUGGCCAUCAUCAUGCAUGCCAUUAUCCAGGAGUACGUGCUGGAUAAAAUCAACAGGAAGAAGCACUUCUCCAAAACUAAGCACAGCAAGUUCAACGAAUCGGGCCAGCUCAGCGCCUUCUAUUUAUUCUCCUUCGGCUGGGGCGCGAGCAUCCUGCUUUCUGAAAACUUCCUGUCUAAUCCGGUCACCCUGUGGGAGGGUUACCCCCAUACACUGAUGCCAUUCCAGAUGAAAUUCUACUUCAUUUGUCAGCUGGGCUACUGGCUACACGCUCUGCCAGAACUGUAUUUCCAAAAGACAAAGAAGGAGGAUAUUCCACGCCAACUUGUGUACAUCUUCCUGUACCUGGUCCACAUUGCAGGCGCCUACAUUCUGAAUCUGAACCGUCUGGGUCUGGUCCUGCUAGUGUUGCACUACUUUGUUGAGCUUCUGUUCCACGUUUCCCGCCUGAUCUACUUCAGCAACGAGAACAGACAAACAGGUUUCACCAUAUGGGCCGUUUUGUUUGUCCUUGGACGGCUGCUCACCUUGUCCUUGUCCGUCCUCACCGUGGGCUUUGGCCUCGCCACAGCUGAGAGUCAAGGCUUUGAUUUGGCUGCAGGAAACUUUAAUGUUCUUUUUGUUCGGAUGACUGUCCUGGCCGCAAUCUGCCUCACUCAGGCCUUCAUGAUGUGGAAAUUUAUCAACUUUCAGUUGCGCCGGUGGAGAGAGCAUGCCCAAGCUCAGACCUUAAAAAAGAAACAAGUUCCUUCCAAGAGCAAAUCAAAGAAAGACAAAGCCAAUGGAGUAAAUGGAGUGAACUCCCACGGAGCUGAUUCACCAAGAGCAAGAAAAGAGAAGUCAUCAUAAAUACAUUCCCCUCAGCCCCCUCUAUCACCCCCUUUUCAAAGACCCCCCCUCCCAUGCCUCCAUGGCUAUAUCCAACCGACCAACAUUUCCUCCAGCUCCCCGACCAUGGUAUGCAUUUUCAGCUCCCACACAGGACUGACCUCCCAGCUGGACUUCAAGGGCCGGAAUGCAUUUAGCUUUACUUGUCGCCAGUCGUCCAGCACGCCUUGAUUUUAAGAAUCAUUGUUCUGCUGUGCCAUUCCAAAUGAAAAGAAAACAAAUUCAGAAAUAAACUAUGAAAACAGACCUUAUUUAAGAAGUGCCUAUUGAUACGGAUUGUUUUGUACAGGGUGUGUAAUUUUAAAUUUUCAGGAAUGAUGACUUCAGUGUUUAGUGUUUCUCCCAAGUAAGGUCAUUUCAAGCUUUUUCCUAAAUACUGUGUAUUCCAGCUUGUGUUUUACUUCCCUUUUUUUUUUUCCUCUUGUACUUGUUACUGCUAGUCCAGCUCCUCUUUUUUGCCACUGACUCCUGUCCCUCUUUUCAGGGAUUUUUGUAAACAUUGUAUGGAGUUUAUGAAUUUCCUUAUAUCUCUUAUUUUUCCAGAAUAUGAAAGUUUUCAAUAUCCACUCAUGGAUAGAAUAGGGAAGAGUGUAUAAAAUCAACCAAGGAAAACAGCAGACAUCACCCUGUAAUACUGUGCAAAACUGCCCUGUGACCUGAUGUAGCAUUUAAUUAUUGGAGUUCAGAGCAGCUUUGUAAUCACAGAACAUGUUCCUUGCCAUGAAAUUAUACUUAAUCUAUUACAGUUCUGCCUAUAACGCCGUUAUUAACACAUCAGAGAUUUUUAAGGACAAAAUCAGGCAAAAUCAUUGUCUUGUAUGGUCCCUCUUCAUUUGCUGUUUAAGUGGAAUGGGUUUACUGUAUUUCUUUGGCCUUGCAUAUUAUUGCUUACCUUAAAAAUGUCCACAAGAAUGAUUUGUUGUAAAAGCACGGACUAGGGAUCAGAAAACCAUAUUUUGCUAGGCUGUUUUUCCCACUACCCACUAUUGACUGUGCCAAAUGAGCCUGAUUGACUGUUGAUAUAUGCCUUUUACUUACAUGCCAUGAAAUGAAUUUACAAAGCUAUGGAGUGCAGUCAAGUGUAUUUUAAGAAUAAAUCGCCUAGGUAACACUGGCUUAUUCUAAAGAAUAAACCCAUUAACUAAUUUUAGGUACUCAGUAGUUGAGUCAUGGUUGCCACCGGCAGUAUAUCAGCAGUGUAUGUGGUUUUCUCAACUUGUCCUGAUGGUUUAUCUAUUCUACAAAGGAAUAAAAUGUUUUAUUGAAAAAAGA
This is a messenger RNA of Siniperca chuatsi (mandarin fish), 2604 nucleotides long. RefSeq names its product translocation associated membrane protein 1 (gene tram1). Gene Ontology annotation, biological process: SRP-dependent cotranslational protein targeting to membrane, translocation; protein insertion into ER membrane. Lineage: Eukaryota; Metazoa; Chordata; Actinopteri; Centrarchiformes; Sinipercidae. Gene Ontology annotation, cellular component: endoplasmic reticulum membrane. Bases 184 to 1293 code for a protein of 369 amino acids. The transcript has 11 exons. The record is from RefSeq and is a predicted model, not a curated record.